AGCGAGGCCAUGAGAAAUUAACGUUGUAAAUGAUGCAACCGCAUUUAUACUCGUGGCUCUUUGACCAGCGCGCGUCUGCGCUCUGUCUCAAAAUCCUCUGCGCUCUCGAGCCUCCGAGCCACAGCAGAGCAGCACUGUGCUACUGGUGGGACAGCAACACUUCACUCACACCAGCGUGUUAUAAAGUUUUCUUAUAGAACACAGCACGAAACCACCUUUCUCCAUCCCGACUUCAUCAUUUAACUCCAGAUGAAAACUGAUCCGGACUAUCAACGUCAGAGAUAAGCAAACAUGGGCAAGAAAUUCAAACUGUCCAAAGGCAAAAAUGAGGAGAAUGGUGAUUUAAGCACUGAGAAAAAUGAAAAGAAAGAGGAGAAAAUAGAAAUGGUGGGACCAUUAGAAAUUUUUCGCUUUGCAGAUGGUGUCGACAUUUUCCUGAUGCUGGUUGGCGCAGUUAUGUCCAUGGUCAAUGGGGCAGUGCUUCCUCUAAUGGUUAUUGUAUUUGGAGACAUGACAAACAGCUUUGUGGGCAGUACAAUAUUAGACAGUUUAAAAGACAACAUCACCCUCACACCCAACAUCACCUUUCCAGAGUUCACUAAUGAGACUUUGGGGGAGCAGAUGACAAGGCAUGCUAUAUACUACAGCAUCAUGGGGUUUGUAGUCUUGGGGGCGGCAUAUAUGCAGGUGGCCUUUUGGACUCUUGCAGCAGGACGUCAAGUGAAGAGACUUAGAAAGACGUUUUUCCAUUCCAUCAUGAAACAGGAGAUCGGCUGGUUUGAUGUCAAUGAGACAGGACAGCUCAACACACGUCUCACAGAUGAUAUCUACAAAAUAAAUGAAGGUAUUGGGGAUAAACUUGGCAUGCUUCUUCAGAACAUGACCACCUUUUUCACCGGUAUCAUCAUUGGCUUUGUCAAAGGCUGGAAACUCACACUCGUCAUUCUCGCUGUUAGUCCAUUACUUGUAAUCUCGGCUGCAAUCAUUGCAAAGGUGAUGACAUCAUUCACCUCAAUGGAGCAGACAGCCUACGCCAAGGCUGGAGCAGUGGCAGAGGAGGUGCUGUCAGCCAUCAGAACUGUCUUUGCCUUUGGGGGACAGAAGAAAGAGAUAGAGAGGUAUCACAAGAACUUAGAGGAUGCCAAGAAUGUUGGCAUUAGGAAGGCCAUCACUGUGAACAUUGCUAUGGGCUUUACAUUCUUCAUGAUCUAUAUGUCCUAUGCACUGGCCUUUUGGUAUGGCAGCACUCUUAUCCUGGCUGGAGAGUAUAACGUUGGCAUACUCUUAACGGUUUUCUUCUCCAUCCUAAUUGGAGCUUUCGGCAUUGGCCAAACAUCUCCCAACAUCCAGUCCUUCUCUAGUGCAAGAGGGGCCGCCCACAAAGUUUUCCACAUCAUUGAUCAUGAACCCAGCAUUGACAGUUUCUCGGAAGAAGGCUACAAACUUGAUGCUGUAAAAGGAAACAUAGAAUUCAAAAACAUUCACUUUAACUACCCCUCUCGGCAGGAUGUGAAAGUCCUGAAUGGCAUGAAUCUUAAAGUCACGAGUGGACAGACUAUUGCUCUGGUGGGCAGCAGUGGGUGUGGAAAAAGCACAACAGUCCAGCUGCUACAGCGCUUCUAUGACCCACAGGAAGGAACAGUGACUAUAGAUGAUCAUGAUAUUCGUUCUCUGAACGUGCGAAGUCUGAGAGAACUGAUUGGUGUAGUCAGUCAGGAGCCAGUGCUGUUCGCUACCACCAUUGCCGAGAACAUCCGCUAUGGCCGGCAAGACGUCACCCAAGAUGAGAUUGAACAAGCCGCACGUGAAGCAAAUGCAUAUCACUUCAUCAUGAAACUUCCAGAUAAAUUUGAGACGCUGGUUGGAGACAGGGGCACUCAAAUGAGUGGCGGACAGAAACAGCGUAUUGCUAUUGCAAGAGCGCUUGUACGCAACCCCAAGAUCCUUCUUCUGGAUGAGGCUACAUCUGCACUAGAUGCUGAGAGUGAGACUAUCGUACAAGCAGCAUUAGACAAGGUGAGGCUGGGCAGGACCACCAUUAUAGUGGCUCACAGGCUGUCCACUAUUCGAAAUGCCGAUGUCAUCGCUGGUUUCCAAAAUGGUGAAAUAGUAGAACUGGGCACACAUGAUGAACUAAUGGAAAGAAAGGGAAUCUACCACUCCCUCGUCACAUUGCAGAUGUUUAAGAGUUCAGAGGAUGCUGAGGAGAGCAAAGAGGUGAUAAAAAUGGAUGAGAAAAGUCCAUCAGUCAGCUCUUUGAAUGAACGUACACUAUACAGACAGAAAUCCAGAAGUGCUUCAGAGAAAGAUGUGCAGGAGGAAGAGAAACAGACAGAGGAGGUAAAAGUUCCAGAAGUCUCCUUCCUGACAGUUCUGAAACUGAAUAAACCUGAAUGGCCAUACAUAGUGAUUGGAGUCCUCUGUGCCACCAUCAAUGGAGCCAUGCAGCCAGCAUUUGCUGUCAUUUUCUCUAAAAUCAUUGCUGUGUUUGCUGAGAUAGAUCGGGACCUUAUAAGGCAAAGGAGUGACAUGUACUCUCUGCUGUUUGCUGGUAUUGGGGUCGUGUCAUUUUUUACUCUCUUCUUUCAGGGUUACUGUUUUGGAAAAGCUGGUGAGAUUCUGACCAUGCGUCUGAGAUUUAAAGCCUUCAAUGCAAUGAUGAGACAGGACCUGAGCUGGUAUGAUGAUACUAAGAACAGUGUGGGUGCCCUGACCACCAGGCUGGCUGCAGAUACUGCUCAAGUGCAGGGUGCCACCGGAGUGAGACUGGCAACAUUGGCUCAGAAUGUGGCAAACCUGGGUACUGCUGUCAUCAUAUCAUUUGUGUACGGUUGGCAGUUGACCCUCCUUAUCCUCUCCAUUGUUCCAAUUAUGGCUGUAGCUGGAGCAGUCCAGAUGAAGUUACUGGCAGGACAUGCUCUGAAAGACAAAAAGGAGCUUGAGCAAGCUGGGAAGAUUGCAACAGAAGCAAUAGAGAACAUCCGUACCGUGGUUUCAUUGACAAGGGAGAGCAAGUUUGAGAAUCUCUACCAGGAGAACUUAGUUGUGCCUUACAAGAAUGCUAAGAAAAAGGCACAUGUUUUCGGCCUGACGUUCUCUUUCUCUCAAGCGAUGAUCUACUUUGCCUAUGCUGGCUGUUUCAAGUUCGGCUCUUGGCUCAUUGAACAAAAGCUGAUGACUUUCGAAGGAGUCUUUCUUGUAAUCUCAGCAGUGGUGUAUGGAGCAAUGGCUGUUGGAGAAGCAAACUCCUUCACUCCAAACUACGCCAAGGCCAAGAUGUCUGCCUCUCACAUCCUAAUGCUCAUCAGCAGAGUCCCAGCCAUUGACAAUGCCUCAGAGGACGGGGACAAACCAGACAAAUUUGAAGGGAAUGUGAGUUUUGAGGAUGUGCUUUUUAACUAUCCAUCACGGCCGGAUGUGCCAGUGCUUCAGGGGCUCAGGCUCAGGGUGAAAAAGGGGCAAACUCUUGCCCUGGUGGGCAGCAGUGGCUGUGGCAAGAGCACCACCAUCCAGCUACUGGAGCGAUUUUAUGACCCUCUGCAGGGCAAAGUGAUGCUGGAUUACAAUGAUGCAAAGCAGCUGAACAUCCACUGGCUGCGCUCUCAGAUAGGCAUUGUUUCCCAAGAGCCUGUGUUGUUUGACUGCAGCCUGGAAGAUAAUAUUGCAUAUGGAGACAACAACCGAAAAGUCACUCAGGAGGAAAUUGAACAGGCUGCCAAGGCUGCUAACAUACACUCCUUUAUUGAAGGGCUGCCACAGAAAUACCAGACACAGGCAGGUGAUAAGGGUACUCAGCUUUCAGGAGGGCAGAAACAGCGUAUUGCAAUAGCAAGAGCCAUCCUCCGCAACCCCAAACUCCUGCUGUUAGAUGAAGCCACAUCUGCUCUGGACACAGAGAGUGAGAAGAUAGUGCAAGAUGCUCUUGAUAAGGCACGUGAGGGCCGGACCUGUAUCGUUGUAGCCCAUCGGCUGUCCACCAUACGGAACGCAGAUUGCAUAGCUGUGUUUCAAAAUGGGGUGGUGGUGGAGAAGGGCACACACCAGCAGCUGCUCAGCCAGCAGGGGGUGUACUACACACUUGUUACCUCUCAGAUGGGCCACUGACAAUAAAGAUGGACAUGCAUUUAGGGCUGACUUUGUUUUCAGGGAAGAAUCUAGAGAACAUUUUAUUUCUUAUAAAUUAUCUCCUGUGGUCUUUGAAAUUUUAGACUUGUACAGUCCCGUAUUUGUUUUGUUAAAUUGAGUGGCAUUUAAAACCAAAGAAACUGCAGAUAACUGUGAAAACAACAUUAUACAAAUGUGGACAUUUGUGUCCAAGCACAUAUAUCAGAGGAGUAGAGCUUUGGUUAAGUGCAAGACUAAAGCGCUGUUGUUUCUAUCAAAGCCAUGUCGAGUAUUUUUAGGUAUACUUGUUUUGUUCUGCAGACAUACGAUAAUAUGAAUCUACCUGACUACUUUCUUGUUGCCAAUUAAAUUGCAUUCAAAAAUUAACCAUUAAAUAAUCUUUUUUUUUUAAAUAACAUUUGAGCAGUUUAUGUACAACAGUGCAAAAAUACAUUUAGAUGGUUAUAUCUAUCACUGUUACUCAUGAGUUUCUAUUUUGAUUUACUGUCUUGUAAUCAGUGAUGUUCUGUUUGUGUGGUGCCCUAAUUUAUCAUAUUAACAUAAAGCUAUUUUAUUUUGUCCUGCAAUGGCACUGUUUUUUUCUGACACAGAUACUUUUGAAUAUUUUUUCUUUAUCCAGACUGGUUUUAAAUUACAUGACUAAACAUGAAUUGGUUGACAUAUUUUAUGCAUUAAGAAAAAUGUCAUGAAAUGAAACUGGACAAGCUUAAUUUAUUAAUUUUAAUUAAGUUUGACAAAAUGCUAAAUAUGUGGCGCUCACUUUGUAAAUGACACUUAAAUCAGAUGAAAUGUUUACAUUCACAGCUGGUUUAACUUAGUGGAAGCAUUUUAACUUGCUUUCCCAAAAAAAAAUCCAAGAUGCUGGUUUAAAGAUUUGUUGCAUUUAUUUAUAUGUAAAAUAAAGUUCACACGUGGGAUCUAUAAGCCUUAAAACUGAGUUCCAAACUGAGAUGCUUAUGAAAUUAGAACCAGAGGGCUCUCAUAGUCAAGGUAACAACAAGGUAAAAUAGAAAUCAAACGUAUGCAUCAAGCAAGAAUUAAGAUUUGAGGUGUAAUAACAAUGAUUAAAGGUGUAAUCUGUUACUGGAAAAAAAUCUUGAUUGAUAAUAUAUUUCUGCACAAAUAACAUUUGUCUCAAUCAAGUGAAAAUGUUAAACAAAUAAACAUGCCUGACUUGAGAGCAUAAAUGCCACAACAUUUGGUUGCUGACAUGACUACACAAACACAUGGAUUAUUCAUUCCUUGCAUACAGAUCAGGAUAUCCAAAGUGUAAAAAAUAAGUAGUUCAAUUGGAAUGGUAACAUUUUGAAAUUAGACAACCAGAAUCCUAAACGUAAUUCUUAAAUUCUCAGCAUGACAACAAAAGUGCUUCUUUUCAAUACUUGCAUUGUUGGUGGUAUUUACGUAUUUAAUUGGCAAAGAGCACACUUGUAAGCUUUGUAAAGUUGUUGACAAUUCACAUUAAUUAAGGUUUGAUUCACAAUGUGGAACAGGUUAAAAAAUAAAUUGAAAUGACCACUCAUGAACACAGUCAAUGUUCCCUAAGAAAUGUAGAAGAGUGCAAACAAAUUUACAUUAUUUAUUUGGUUGGAUAAAUCUAAAAAAACAAAAAAAAAAAAACAUUGUGUAUAUAAACAGUAAAACAUUUUUACAUCAGCACAUACAUCUACAAUAUAAUUUUUUUUUUAUUCUAUUGGUGCAAAUAAGACAGACCUCUAAUGCAAUUAACAACACUAAAGUUUGAAAACAAUAUUUAGAAUGAUAAAUAAAAUAAAGAGGAAUUACAUCUCUGCAUUGUUUGUUUUGCCGUUGCAUUGAUUUGUGCAUAAUUAACAAUGUGAGGUGAUGUGAAACAUUAUUUAUGUAUUACAUUUUAAGGAACAUAUCUUUAAAAAACUCUUCAUCUGCUCUAAAAUCACAUAUAGACCAUCAUGUAGACAGUGCUAUUAUCAAGGGGUUCCUUGCUAUUCGGUCAUGCGUUCAUUAGCAUUUUGGCUCUGUAUUUUAAAUAACACAGUAUAUCAAUAAAAUAGGCCAUGCUCAAGUUCCUAAAACAUGGGCUGUUUUUCACCCAUGAUUCAUGAGGCAGUUUACUGCCUGUCUUAAAAUUGUAUUGCAUUGUGUGCAUCUCCCUAAAGUGUAGUUUACAUUUACAUUUAUGCAUUUGGCAGACGCUUUUAUCCAAAGCGACUUACAGUGCACUUAUUACAGGGACAAUCCCCCCGGAGCAACCUGAGUUAUGGGCCUUGCUCAAGGGCCCAACAGUGGCAUCUUGGUGGUGUUGGGGCUUGAACCCCCAACCUUCUGGUCAGUAACCAUGAACCUCAACCACUGAGCCACCACUGCCUGUAGUUCCAAACGAUGCUUGCGUAUUAGUUUCCUAUGACACUGUAUUUAUAAUUCUACAUGUCUACAUUUAAUAGGAAUCAAUACUAUUAUUGUAGGGCAAAAACAUUAGGUUAGAAAUCUUCAGCAUUUCCUGAUUUGAACUAUACAUUAGAGAUGACUAACUGAAGGCACGUGAAAGUUUAAAACACCUGCUGUACUGAACUAUUCAAGAUUAUUUCUGAAAAAUCAACAAUCAUCUCAAUAUCUGGCAACUUGCCCAAAUAAACUUCAGAUUUCUCUGCAAUAGUCAAGUAUUUACAAAUUCUAAAUAGAACCAUAAAAGGAAGAAAGUCAUCCUUUUCAAAUCUAGAUACAUCCUGUGUUUAUGGCAGAUAAAGUCAAAUGUUGAUAGCAUAAAGCAAUCAAAGUGAGGUCAUGC
Xyrauchen texanus (razorback sucker) is the source of this 6892-nucleotide messenger RNA. RefSeq names its product ATP-dependent translocase ABCB1-like. The coding region runs from base 292 to 4104 and encodes 1270 amino acids. The transcript is spliced from 28 exons. Gene Ontology annotation, molecular function: ATP hydrolysis activity; ATP binding; ABC-type transporter activity. The record is from RefSeq and is a predicted model, not a curated record. Lineage: Eukaryota; Metazoa; Chordata; Actinopteri; Cypriniformes; Catostomidae. Gene Ontology annotation, biological process: transmembrane transport. Gene Ontology annotation, cellular component: membrane.